Molecule: messenger RNA, 634 nt
Organism: Lycium barbarum (goji berry)
Lineage: Eukaryota; Viridiplantae; Streptophyta; Magnoliopsida; Solanales; Solanaceae
Exons: 6
Coding region: 102-443 (113 amino acids)
Source: RefSeq, a predicted model, not a curated record
UCCUUGCCUUUCGCUUCAUUCCAAGCAUAUUUAACACACACUUUCUCCAAAGCAAUAAAAAGAAAAAAGGUGGGGUUUUAGCAGAAGGAGAGAUCAGAAAAAUGGAGGAACAAGAAUUUAGACGCCUUCUUGAGCUCUUCCCAUCCGUUCGCUCUCCCGAUUAUAACCUUGAAUUAGAUGAGUCAAGUCAAUCAACUUCUCAGUCCAAGCAGAAAGAGGAGGUGAAGCAAUUGCAAGAUGCUCAAAGUACGGGAGGUAUAGAGUCCAAUACUCGAGCAAUGGAUCAUGGCGAAGCAUUUUGGGGCAAACUAAAAGCAGCUGCAGAGAAAAAGAUGAAUCCCGCAGAAGCAGAAGGAUUUUGCAAGGCAUUUCGACAAGUUUACCGGAAACUUGUGGAUGAAGAACUGAGUUUGGAAGCUGCUCGGAGCUUGCUGAACUCGUGAGGGUUUUUUUUAUCAAAACUGUUGUUACUUUUAGUCACUUGAUGUUCUGGACAGUGUAACUUACAUUUUUUUUUACGUUUGAUGUAUUAUUACAUGGAGUUAUGUCUUUUGUUUAUCUUAGUGGAAUGAUGCUACUCUGUAAAAAACUUAUUAGCUUUGUUUUGUCUAAUCUAAAGAAGGGUGAAUCAACA